This is a messenger RNA of Marchantia polymorpha subsp. ruderalis, 2259 nucleotides long. Lineage: Eukaryota; Viridiplantae; Streptophyta; Marchantiopsida; Marchantiales; Marchantiaceae. The record is from the annotation of a GenBank genome assembly.
AAUCGCCUCCCAUCUUGUGGGAUGCGGCAGAUCCCAGAGAAUUUGUAAGGGUUAGAUCGUCCCAAGUGCUUUAUAAGGCUCCCAGCUCGGCAAGAAUCCAUAGGACUCCACUUGAAUCCCAUCAGUCUUCGAUUCUCAGCUGCAGCGAGCGGCAACAGCAGCAGCUGUCGACGAAGAAGCAAAUGAGCCCAACUAGAGUCCCUGUCUGUGUUGGAAAGACGGGCCGACCAGAGUCCAGAUCUCCUUCCUCAUGAUUAGAUUAGAUUGGACUGUCCACACUCGAUACAGCAGGUAGAAUAUCGAGCGUGAAUCGUCGAGUCGAGUCGCAUCGCGUCGGAGCUCAGGACCUGACGGAUCUAACAGAAAACUCAAAACGCGGGAUGGCGGAUUUGGAGCAGCCGUUGUUGCACCCGAAGCCCGUGAAGGUUUACCCAAAAUGUCCCGGUUGCAAAGUUGCGCACCUCGUCGUCGACGGUGCACCACCGGCUUACAAAGAGUUGAGCUUCGUGGCCAUCAUGAUGCUGUCGAAUGCACUGCCAAUUUCGUUUCUCUAUCCCUUCCUCUACUUUAUGGUCAAGGAUAUGCACAUCGCGAAACGUGACGAGGACAUAGGAUUUUAUGCAGGAUACAUCGGAUCGGCGUUUAUGAUCGGAAGAUUUCUUACAUCCAUGCAUUGGGGUAUCGUGGCUGACAAAUAUGGACGGAAGCCAGUGAUGAUUUGCGGCGUUCUUUCAGUUAUUGUUUUCAACAUCAUCUACGGGUUCAGCGAGAGCUUCUGGGCAGCGUUUUUGUCCCGACUUUUACUCGGAGGCUUUAACGGGAUCCUGGGACCUGUGAAGGCUUAUGCAUCGGAGAUCUGCAGCGACGAACAUCAGCCCUUGGGAGUUUCAGUCGUCGGCACGACUCUGGGACUCGGAAUGAUCGUCGGCCCUGCUCUUGGUGGUUAUCUUUCACAGCCCGCACUGAAGUAUCCAGCUUUAUUUCCUCCUGGUUCUCUCUUUGAUCGAUAUCCUUACUUGAUGCCCUGCCUUUUCGUGUCGGGACUGGCUGCGGUGGGGCUCGUAAUUACUGUGUUGUAUCUGCCGGAAACCCUCCAUAUUCACAACGACGAGGAUGCUAUUAUAGACGGACAGGCUUACAACGAGAAGGCUAAGUUGCUAGAAGCGGAAGAAGAAACAGAAGAAGAAGUGGAGAAGAAAAGAGUUGAAAAGGCGGAAGACUCGAUAUGGGCAGUGUUCAAGAAUCGGCAUUUGGUGUCGGCUGUUCUCGUUUACUGCACCUGGUCCAUGCACAACAUGGCCUACACUGAGAUCUUCUCGCUAUGGGCCGUCAGUCCAUUGAAGAAUGGAGGUUUGGGUUUCAGCACCACAGACGUCGGCAAUGUGCUUGCGAUUUCAGGUGCGGGAUGUUUGCUCUUCCAGCUCUUGGCCUUCCCACCCAUCGCCAAGAUUCUUGGUCCGAUCGCCACCACCCGAUACUCAGCCUUCCUCGCGUUGCCGUUGCUGUGCAUCUUCCCCUUCCUCGCCGAUCUCCAUGGCACCCUAUUGUGGUCUCUGCUGAUCUUCGCCGCCGUCUCCAAGAGUGCUUUGGCGGUUGCCACACUUAGUGGAUCAUUCCUGCUCAUCAACAACUCUGUGUUUCCAAAACAAAGAGGAAGGGCGAACGGACUGUCCGUUAGUGCUGUGUCUUUCUUCAAAGCUGUAGGACCCGGAGCUGGAGGAGCAAUUUUUGCUUGGGCGCAAAGCCGGGUGUCGAAUAUCCUUCCAGGAAAUCAAAUGGUGUUCUUCAUACUGGGCACAGUAGUUGUUGCAGAUAUUAUUUUGACAUACGAACCGUUUCUGCCAAAAUCCGUCGACAAGCCCAAGCACGACGAUUCGGAAUUUGUGGCGACGGCGGCAGUUGCGUCCAGUCAGAAGUAAAUUUUGUUAGUGUCAAACAAUAAUUCAAAGUAUAUCAAGCCAUAGCUAGUCUUUCAUAACCUUGGCAUUCGUAGAAACCGGAAGUGCUUUCUGCGGCCUCAUAUCGAAGGACCUCGUGAUAAUAGGGGUCUUACUUUACAGUCAUCGUCUUCAAUCAUUGCGAGAUGAUGAAAAAAAGCUCCAUGGUUUCGUUAGCGGGACCAAUUUACAGCAGUAUUCUCGACAGCUCGAAGCUGUCGAUCAUGAGAUUUCGACGGCUCUUUGAAAAUGUUCCUUCUCAUUUACUUUUAUUGUACGACUUGAAAUCUGAAGAAGAACGAAAACUUCAUUCACUUAGCCA